AUGCAUCAAGAAAACUCGCUCUCUUUCCCGCGUUCGCUCGCGCACGUUUACCGCUACACUCUCCUUUUUCGCUUGAAUUUGCCUCACACUAAAAAUUCAAAAAACACCAACCUCUCGAACAUCAUGCUCCGAGAAAUCAACCACGAGCUGGUGAACGCCUCGUCGAUGGACUCGAACGCGUAUUACACCAAACGAAGCGCGUCCUCUCGCGUGAAAUCGCCGGCGUCGUGUCCGGUGACCAUUGCCGCGCCGCAAAAGUUUGAGAAGACGAAGAAAAAAAGUUUUGUCGUUUCCAAUUCUGAAGCCGAUGGGGGCAAAAGAGACGAAGAUGAAUUGGAGUUAAACGGCGCUUCGAUGGUGCCGAAACUGCAUGCGUUCGCCAGAAAAGUGGUUAAAGUCGUCUCAUCGUUCGCGAAGAAUGGCAGAUAUACCGCAGACGAGGAAGAGACGGAGGAGGAUUUGGUCAAUCCUUCGCCUUUGUCUUGGCAUAAAAACUGUAAAACGACGUUUGGCAUCGCGAGCAACAGUGAAAGAGGGACGAAAAUUUCAGUGUUUGAUCGAAGGCGGAGCGUACUGGAGAUUUUAGAGCAAAUGUCGUCGUCGGUUGGUACCGUUCCUUCGGCGCCGUUUUCUCCGUCGGCGUCGAAAGUGACCAAGAAAAGAGGCGCUGCUGCGCCCGUGAGUUUACUUUCCUCGCCGUGUUCGACGCCGGCAGUGGCGAACGAGACGACGGUGGCGAUGGCGUUUCGGCCGGAUCAUCCGAACGAGAUCGCGGUGACUACGAAGGAGAGCGGUGGGGUGAGAUUAUUUUCGAAGGUUCUCUCAUCCUUUGCGUCUAAUAAUAAUAAUAAUAGUAGUAGCGCUAGUGAUGUAACGACGUGGAAGAUUGAAAGAUUGCCAAAGGACGAGACGGAGACGCUGUUGGAUUCGGCGGUGUCGGACGUGAUAGGCGUGCGCGUUCUCGAUAAACUCGCGUGGUCGCCAGAUGGGUCUUUGUUAGCGACGGCGAGUUCAAGGGGGGCUACCAUUCGUAUUUGGGACGUGAACGCGAAGAAGAGUACGGCUAUGUCCUCCGGGAACAUGAGCGGUUUGUCCUCGGUUAUUCGAUCGAUUAAGCGAAGAAAGACGUUUCGAGUGCCAAAAUCGAAGAGUGAAAUUAUGAAAGCGUUCUCCUCGAUUGAUUCGUUCAAGGAAACGCUCGUGCCGAUUGAAAUCGAUACAAAACGGAAUGGAAUCAUCUCGUUGGCGUUUAGUGGGUCUGGUCGACACCUCGCGUCGGUUUCGAAAGAUGGCGCCUUGACAAUUUGGACGAAGAAAUCGGGCGUUUGGUCGGAGAAUGGAUUCUCGUCGACUGGGAAAGUGACCGCGUUUGCGUGGGGGCCGUCUCCGAAAGCGGCGGCGAGGCGUGGAAACAAGAGAGUUCGAGAGUACGACGAACACGAAAUUGGCUUGUGCUGCGUCGAAACCGCGAUAGGAGGUGUUACUUUAAAAAGCACGGACAAGAGACACAUCUCGUGCGCGGCUUUACAAGUCGCUCCAGACGGGGCGACACGAGCGGCGCUGCCCAUCACCUUUCCAAAAAUCCCAGGUGAAGGUGAUUCUUCCGAAGCGGCGGCGAUUACGUCGUGCGCGUGGGAUGAUACGGCGUCGCGAUUGGUGUUUGGACACGCGGAUGGGAAAGUUCGAGUGUACGCGACCAUCGUUCACCCGGUGUUGACGGUAAGAGCUAUCGGGGAAAUCAAUAGGAGCGAAAGCUAUCGCCGCUUCUAUGCAAUUCUCGUCCGGUGA
Messenger RNA from Bathycoccus prasinos, 1788 nucleotides. RefSeq lists its product with no specific name. Gene Ontology annotation, cellular component: nuclear pore. The transcript is spliced from 2 exons. NCBI's taxonomy places the organism in Eukaryota, Viridiplantae, Chlorophyta, Mamiellophyceae, Mamiellales, Bathycoccaceae. The record is from RefSeq and is a predicted model, not a curated record. Gene Ontology annotation, biological process: nucleocytoplasmic transport. Bases 1 to 1788 code for a protein of 595 amino acids. Gene Ontology annotation, molecular function: protein binding.